Molecule: messenger RNA, 1098 nt
Organism: Cylicostephanus goldi
Lineage: Eukaryota; Metazoa; Nematoda; Chromadorea; Rhabditida; Strongylidae
Source: the annotation of a GenBank genome assembly
AUGAAUUGCCCAUCAAAACUCAAAAAAUUGCGACAUGGCUCAAUGGCCUCAGAAAUACCCAAACAACUAUGGAAAAGAGCAUCUAUUCUAUUAAUGACCCAUUACUUCCAACCUGAGGUGAUACAAUAUAUGACUUACUAUCAAACUUCCAAUAUUUCAGUAAAUGCUAUCGGCGAAAUCCUAAAUCGCAAAACAUCUGUGGCCCAAAUCAUGUCAAAGACCGUUGAGGGCCUGAAUCAUGCGUACGAACUGCGCGAUUCAUGCCCAGAAGAUCUCAUUUUCGAUCUAUUCAAAAUGCCAAAUAAAGAUGAAGCCAGUAUCAGCAAACUGAUCAAGGUGUUAAAAUCAUUUGGUCUGCGAGAAUCUGAUCCUCGACUACGGCAUAUGAAUGAAAAAAUGAAAAGCUUUGAGGAAGAGGAUGACGAUGCCAGAAAUUUCCUUCUUACUAGGGACAAGUUCAAAGAAUGCAUCCAUCCAUCAGUACAACUUAUUUCGCAAGCACUCCGCAACCAUUUGAUAAUUCCUAGUUGGGGAGAGUUUUGCGGGCAAAUCAAAUCAAUCUAUGAAGAGUGCAAGUCGAUCAAGGAGGGAAAUGUAGCCACUUACAUUCCACAACUUGCUCGACAGAAUCCGGAUAUCUGGGGUUUGUCCAUCUGCACUAUAGAUGGUCAAAGGGUUUCAUUCGGUGACGCUAAAGUGCCUUUCUGCUUCCAAAGCGUUUCAAAGGCCUUUAACUACGCUAUAGUUUCGUCAGACUUAGGAGCCGACUUUGUGCAUUCAUAUGUGGGCCAUGAGCCAAGCGGGAGACUGUUUAACGAGAUCUGCUUGGACCAAAAUGGGAAACCUCACAAUCCGUUGAUUAACGCUGGGGCCAUAAUCGUAACUUCUCUAAUCCGCAAUCACUUGACCAUGGCUGAUCGAUUUGAUUUUGUUCUCAAUGAGUAUAAAAAAUUAGCUGGUGGAGAACACGUUGGAUUCAAUAAUGCCACAUUCCUUUCUGAACGAGACACUGCUGAUCGAAACUAUGCUCUAUCUUAUUACAUGAAGGAGAACAAAUGUUUCCCUCCGGGAACACAGGGUCUUCGAGAGGAAUUGGAU